AUGACCAACAGCUAUUUUGCAGAGUUGACGGUUGUCUCCGUGUCUUCUCACAAGACUUUCCGGAUCAAGCAAUUCAUGGCCAAGGAACAAAAGCAGAAUCAUCCUAUUCCCCAGUGGAUUCAGAUAAAAACCGGUAAUAAAAUCAGGUACAACUCCAAGAGGAGACACUGGAGAAGAACCAAGCUGCAUCUACAAGGGAUCGCACAUGAGAUGGCACACACAUUAAUGCUGCGUGAGGCCCCAUGUUCCUCCCCUAUCACUCUGUAG
Messenger RNA from Prionailurus viverrinus (fishing cat), 267 nucleotides. RefSeq names its product 60S ribosomal protein L39-like. The record is from RefSeq and is a predicted model, not a curated record. The coding region runs from base 1 to 267 and encodes 88 amino acids. Lineage: Eukaryota; Metazoa; Chordata; Mammalia; Carnivora; Felidae. Gene Ontology annotation, molecular function: structural constituent of ribosome. The transcript is spliced from 2 exons. Gene Ontology annotation, biological process: translation. Gene Ontology annotation, cellular component: ribosome; cytosolic large ribosomal subunit.